UAAUCCAGCUGUCCAUAGUUUGCUCCUCCUUUAUUCCCAUUCCUCCCUCCAAAAGAUUAUAGUAUAACAGUACUAAUUUCCACCUAAAGGUCAAACCUCAACACCUAACUCCGACUCCGAUCACCGCCAUAAACAUGACCCAUUACGGCGCAAUCCCAACAUCAUCGUCCCCAGGUGCCACCACCGUGAAUCUUGAAUACAUAUCCCGAGCCAAAGAAAGAAUAAAGGAAGGUCUAGGUACACGCAGGCCAUGGAAAAUGAUGUUCAAUAUCCGUUCUUUGAAUCUCCUUCCAAACUUCCAAGAAUCACUGGUUCGAGUCAGGACAAACGUCUCUUUCUUUCGUAUGAACUACAUGAUAAUCAUCUUGAUGAUCUUGUUCUUGAGUCUCUUGUGGCAUCCUAUUUCCUUAAUAGUGUUCAUAGUAAUGGCGUUCGCUUGGAUUUUCUUGUAUUUCUUGAGGGAUGAACCUUUGGUGAUCUUUGGCCGAGUGAUUGACGAUCGCGUGGUGAUGAUUGUUCUUGGGGCGUUGACUGUAGUGUUCUUGCUGUUGACCCAUGUUACUUUGAAUGUCUUAGUGUCGCUGUUGGUUGGUGUUGUUGUUGUUGUUAUCCAUGCCGUUGUAAGAAAGACUGAUGAUUUGUUCUUAGAUGAGGAAGCUACUGGUUUGAUGAGUACUCCUGCUCAUGUUCAUGUUGGUGGUGUUGCUGCUGCUGCUGCUGUUUCCUCUUCUACUUCUUGAUUGUGAGGUUUUCCUGUUUUUGAUUUCUGGUGGGUAUGUUUAUUGUUGUUAGUGUUGAGAUUAAUCCCAAUUUGUUUUUUCCCCCUUGUCAAUUUGGUAUAACUAGUUUUGGUCUGUACGAGAUAUCAGUGAAAUUUAAUUUGUUUGAUAUAUUAUGAUAAUUUUAAUUUGA
Ricinus communis (castor bean) is the source of this 912-nucleotide messenger RNA. Its product is annotated as PRA1 family protein F2. NCBI's taxonomy places the organism in Eukaryota, Viridiplantae, Streptophyta, Magnoliopsida, Malpighiales, Euphorbiaceae. The transcript has a single exon. The record is from RefSeq and is a predicted model, not a curated record. Gene Ontology annotation, cellular component: Golgi apparatus; endoplasmic reticulum. The coding region runs from base 135 to 740 and encodes 201 amino acids. Gene Ontology annotation, biological process: vesicle-mediated transport.